Messenger RNA from Coregonus clupeaformis (lake whitefish), 4973 nucleotides. Its product is annotated as splicing factor, arginine/serine-rich 19-like. The record is from RefSeq and is a predicted model, not a curated record. Gene Ontology annotation, molecular function: RNA polymerase II C-terminal domain binding. The transcript has 7 exons. The coding region runs from base 1 to 4530 and encodes 1509 amino acids. Lineage: Eukaryota; Metazoa; Chordata; Actinopteri; Salmoniformes; Salmonidae.
AUGACGAGCUUAGCGAGCUGUUCUGACCUUGAAGUGGAGUUGACAGCUGAGGUGAGAGUGGAGGGCUCGUCAUUGCUCAGUAUCCUGUCCACUGUCACCCCUGGUAUAGGCAGCAGGAAGACAGGUAAAUACCUUGGUUGCUCUUUGAUCCCCGGCCCUCAGCAUCCCUCGUCCACCUACAACCCCAGGCUACAGGGAGUACUGGACUGCAGCUUGCCCCAGGCCCAGCUCCCAUCCUGGGCCAUGGACUUAACUCAAACCCUAGGACUUAAAGGGAUGCCUGCUGUCCCUCCUCCUCACAGGAUCACAGAGACUGCCAAGAGCCCCCUGCCCUCCUCCACCUCUCCCUCCUCCCCUUCCUCCUCUCCCGCCUCCCCACCUUCCUCUUCAUCCUCCUCUCCUGGCACCGUGGCAACCAGCUACCACAAUGACAUCCAGGAAGGCAGGACCAACAGCGUGACGGUGGGUGACGUGGUGUCCUCCACUUCUGCUUCCCUGGCUCCCCACUCUGACCCCCCUUUCUCCUCCUCUGAUCCCUUGUUAUGCCUCUCCUCCUCACCCCAAAGGGGAACCGACGGACAAAAAGAGGGCGAGACGGAGAUCUAUGACCCGUUUCACCCCACGGAAGGAGAGAGGGAGGGAGGAGCGGCCGAGGAGGAAGAAGGGGAAAAGUAUGACCCCUUUGAUCCGACCGGCUCACCCCCCUCAGCGAGAGAGGAGGAGGAGCGAGAGAUGGGGGGAGGGAGGGAGAGAGGGAACAGCGUGAGCAGCAAGGGGAGUGAUGCCAGAGGGAAGAGAAGGAAGGCAGAGACAGGGAGGACAGGAGGAGAGGAGAAAGACAAUGCUCCUCCAGACUCCACGGACGCUCUCUCUGUUCCCCCGCUCUCCCCGCGCUCCCUCCCUCUCCCCCUCCGGAGGAGGCUGGACCGAUCCAAAGAGCCCCGGGUGAAAGUACGGGACAGGAGAGAGAAGGCGGACCACUCGGACCACUCUGAGAUUGAGGAGGGUGAGAUCGUGGGGGCCAACGAGAGGGACGGAGGGAAGAGGGAGGAGAGAGGCCGGGAAGGAGUUCUUCCUCUCGUCCUCCCCAUCUCCUCCGGCAGUCCUUUCCUCCACGGGGGAGCCAAGCCGGAGAGGAUCCUGAGGGUGCUGGACGGGGACAGCUUUGUGUCGGUGCGGGCUGAGGGGGACUGGGCGGGGCCGGUGAUGCCUGGCAUGGAGGAUGGGGAGCCCAUGGAGGAGGAGGAAGAGGAGGAGGUGGUGGUGGUGGUCGGGGCGGAAGAUCUGAGGAGGAAGCUGGUCAGCCGGCGUAAAGCGAGAUACCGCUCCUCCUCCCCCCCCUCCCCGCACACCGCCGAGAAGGACAAGAGCCGCAAGUCCUGCAAGAGCUCCAAGGAAAGGGAGCGGCGCAAGCGGAAGGAGGGCAAGGUAGGGGAGGAGGAGGAGAGGAGGAGGAGAAAGAAAAGGAAAGAGAAGGAUGGCGGUGGAGAGAAGAGUGGGGAGAGGAAGGAUAGACACAGGGAAAGGGAGAGGGGGCGGCGGAGUGAGAAAGAGAAGAAAACAAAGGUGGAGGAGGAGAGAGGGAGGAGCAGCAGAAGCGAUAGUAGGAAGAGGAAGAAGAGACGACGGAGCACUCCGGAAUCUUCAACACGCCCCCGCUCACAAAACUCCUCAGUGCAGCAGACGCACAGGGGCCGCUCCUGGUCAAACACUUCAGAGGACCGACACAGAGAGAGAGACGGGGACAGAGACAGAGAGAAGAACAGAAACCGGUACAGAGAUGGGGAACGAGACGGAGAUCGAGACAAGGACAGAAAGAAAGACGACACCCGGAGAAGGGAGAGGAAUGGAGACUCCAGCCGGAUAAAUAGGGAAAGAGAGCGAGACGGCGUCCGCGAAUCGACCAGCCGAGAAAGAGGCAGCUCCAAGAGGUCCAAAGGAAGCAUAAAACGAAGGCACCGGGACAGAGAAAGGCACCGGGACAGAGAAAGGCACCGGGACAGAGAAAGGGACAGGGAGAGACGUCGAGACGGUCGACCCGUGGUGCCGCCGUCCAUCCAGGAUCUCAAUGGCUCUGACCUGUUCGCCAUCAAGCGCACCAUCACGGUCACCACGACCACCACCACCACUCUCCCCGGUUCCCCCCCGCUGGCUCCAUCCUCCCCCCGCAGCCCCUCCCAGGGCUCCGACAAGCCCCACAAGAGGCAGAAGAAGAGGCGUCGGCGCUUGGAUGAAGGGUUGGAAGACAGCAUGGGCCGGCAUGGGAGCCGCUCCCUCUCGCCGCCGUCACAUUACCAUGGCUACGACUCUGACCACUUCUCAGACAAACUGGAGAUAGACAUACACUCUCUGGACGGAGAGGCCCUGGACUCAGACUACCCCUCUAUAGAAGACUCCCCACCCCCUCCCCAGCCUUUGGAACCUGCUGCCCCCAGCCCAAGCGCCAAACCAAAGACCGCCACCAAACCUGGACGCCACCACUUCAAGAAGAAAUCCCGAACGGGCAAGAAAGCUGGUCAGUCCGAGUCGUCCUCUUCCUCCUCAGUUCGACCCAAAGGCAAGGGGCUCGCCAUCUCUUCACUCUCCCCGACCCAGGCACCCUCCGGCCCGGCCUCCGCCCCAGCCACCCUCCCCUCCUCGGCCAAACGAGGGCGGAAGAUGGGGAAGGAGAAAGAGCGUGGUGAAAAAGGAGGAAAGAAAGAGUCUGGUCGGUCUGGCAGGUCCAAGAAAUUGAGCGGAGGUGUUGGGAGGAAAGCCAAGCUGCAGUCCAAAGUGUCAGUGCUGGUGCGUGAGGGCGUGAGCAGCACCACGGGGGGCCCGGUGGGCUCAGGGAAGCUCGGCAUGGAGCUCCUCGGUGCGGGCGGGCCAGUAGGGGGCUCUGGGGGGCCGGUGGUGGGUGGCUCCAUUGCAGUGGUCUUUAGGAGGGACAAUGAGAGCAGGUCUCCGUUCCUCAAGCCCUGCUCUGAGCCUCUAUUGCUGAGUGGACGCAACAAGGACCUGGGGAAGGUGGGCAAACGCAGUUCCCUGGCCGCUCCUCCUUCCUCCUCGCUGGCCAAUCCCACGGUGGCAGCACUGAAGUCCAAGAAGGCCAAGCCCAGCUCCACCACCUCCACUUCCUCCUCGGCAUCUUCGCCCUCAUCGUCCCUGGCAACCAAGCGUAGGCGGCGGCUUGCGAAGAAGACGCGGGGAGAGAAAAGCUUAGCCGGUGGUUUGACGGACAUGGAUGGCGCCUUGGCCAACUGUAGCUCUGAGGGCGGCGGCUGGGGUGGGACUUCCUCCGACAUCCAAUCAGGAGUCGGGGCUAAACCCUCCAGUCCGCACUCCGGUCCAGCCGGUCCAAUCCCUUCCUCGUCCUCUUCAUCAUCGUCCUCUUCCACCAGUGUCCUCCCCCCGUCCUCCUCACCCCCCCACACUUCUCCGCCCUCCCUCCCCGCCUCGCGUGAUGCUCGGGAGUCCUCUCCUGACUCUCAGACGGUGGACAGCAGCUGUAAGACCCCCGAGCCCUCCUUCCUACCCGAGGACUGCCCCGCUCAGACCCAGAGCACCCCCAACCUGCCCCCCUCCAGUCCCCCGGCCCUACCCUCCUCCCAGGGGGCAGGCCUCUCACAGUACGGCCCCUCCAACAUGAAGCCCCUCCCUCUGGACGAAGGCUCCAAAUCUUUGGCCUCACCCCCUUGCUCCUCCUCAUCUGGCUCUGCCCCCGCCUCUCUCUCACUUCCUCGUUCCUCCACAGACCCCUCCUCCUCUUCCUCCUCUUCUGUUUCUUCCUCCUCGGCCAACAAGCUGCCACCGCCUCCUCCUCCCCCUCCUCAUGCUGCCCCUACCCUCCCCUGGAGUCUGCAGACAGGAGUGGACUGCACGGCCGGAGGAGUUUUAGCAUUGACAGCUCUGCUGUUUAAGAUGGAAGAGGCCAAUAUCGCAAGUAGAGCCAAAGCCCAAGAGUUCAUCCAUGCUACAAGCCAGAUUCUCUCCCAAACCAAUCAGAACCAUUCAUCGCAGCAUGCCCCUUCCUCUUCUUCCUCCUCCCAGGUUCAUCCUCCCCCAGGCCCCACCCCUGCCCAGUUCAUCCUGCACAGCUCUCUCCCAUUGGUGGGCUGCACCAAAACCCUGCCCAGCCACCUGCACCCUGGCAUGUCUAUGGGUGGCGGCUGUGCCCAGACCCCGCCCCCUCCCAUGCCCUCUGGGUUCUCGGGAGGGUCUGGGGGCUGUAGUGAUAUAGGCUGGGACAACGAGAGCAAGGACCCUGACAAGUACCUGAAGAAGCUCCACACUCAAGAGCGUGCGGUGGAGGAGGUGAAGCUGGCCAUUAAGCCCUACUACCAGCGUAAAGAUAUUAACAAGGACGACUACAAGGACAUCCUGAGGAAGGCAGUGCACAAGAUCUGCCACAGUCGAACAGGAGAGAUCAACCCGGUCAAGGUGAGCAACCUGGUCAAGCUUUACGUUCAGAGGUACAAGUACUUCAGGAAGCACGGUCGAAAGAUGGACGAGGAAGAGAGGGAGGACAGAGAGAUGGAUUCCUCCUAUUGAUUGGACCAGGGGUCGCUCUCCCCCUACUCCCAUUGGUUCAGCCGCCCAAGGACCAGCCCCCCACUCCUUGCACGUGACUGGGCCCACUGAGGCCGUAGAGUGACAGUUGUUUUAUUCCCCUCCCUAUUUGCUGUCCCCAUUUUAAACUCGUAACCCCCCCCACCCCCCUCUCUCGUCUCCUGUGUGUCUUGCUGUACAGAAAUAUUGAGUAGAUAACCACGAAAUAUACACACGCAGUAUAUGAAUAAAAAAUAAGUACAAUGUUGAGGGAGAGAUGCAGAACACACAUGCAUACACACUUACGUGCGCACACACUGUACAUACUGUAAGUACACUACACUGACUCUCUCCUUUUCUCUCUGUGUGGUAUAAACCUGUCAAAUAGUCAGGUUGUUGGUCGGUUGAAUGGAUGGAUGGUUUAAAUAUAGAGAGUUGACACUUGA